This is a messenger RNA of Vigna angularis (adzuki bean), 927 nucleotides long. Its product is annotated as protein BOLA4, chloroplastic/mitochondrial. Lineage: Eukaryota; Viridiplantae; Streptophyta; Magnoliopsida; Fabales; Fabaceae. The transcript has 4 exons. The record is from RefSeq and is a predicted model, not a curated record. Bases 168 to 770 code for a protein of 200 amino acids.
UUAGACACCUGUCCCGUGUCUAAAUGUUGUCGAGAGUUUGUUCAAGUAUCAUUUUCCUAUAUUUUUGCCAUUGAGAGGAAAGGAAGGGCACCGCGUGGUUUAUCUAUUCCCAUCCAUUUCCAAGAAGAAGGAAAACCAGCGCAGAGGAGAUCGGAGAUACCAUAAAGAUGCGGUCUCAGGUGUUCUCGCUCUCAGCCAAUACCAGCUUUCUGCGCCAAGCUCUUCCACUUCUCGUUAAACCCUACAAAACCAUUCUCUCGCCCACUGCUCUCACUUCCGCAUCUGCUUCACAAUCCCUCCUUUGCAAUAUUCCACUUCUUGCACCCGUCAACCUAUUCCCCUCCAGUUCUCUUCGCAACUUCACCUCACGAGCCACCCAUGUCAAUGACGCUGGCUCCGUCGACUUGCCUCUUAUUCAGUCCAUGCACAACAAGAUAAAGGAACAACUCAAUGCAGAAUCUGUCACCGUGAAGGAUGUUUAUGGCGAUGGUCGGCAUGUUAGAAGGAGACGAGCGGCUGGAAGAGGUGCUGGAAGAAGAAAAUUUGGAAGGAAUCGAAGUCAAGAUCGGAGAGUAGGACGUUCGGGCAAUAGUAUAGUUGUAGUAAGUAUUGAUGUGGUAUCUACUGCCUUUGAGGGACAAUCAGCAGUUAAUAGGCAAAGGAUGGUCUAUAAAGCUAUAUGGGAGGAGCUUCAGAGUGUAGUCCAUGCAGUUGAUCAAAUGACUACUAGCACUCCUGCUGAAGCAGCCGCAAGAAGUGACAGAGGAUAAUGAGAGCAUACUUUGACUUCUUAUUCACGCUCUUUAUAGAUUUUUGCAUUGCUGUUUUCUAGGAAUGAAUUCCUAAUUUUAAACUACCAUUACAGUAUUUCACAUGCUACUGAACAUCAGGUUUUCAAUGCCACACUUCCUUGGAGUUUCUACAUUC